GAGAGGAAGGGAGGAGGAUCUCUUCAUUCUUCUGAGCAUUUAUCCAAACUUUUUCCAACAGGAAUCUUUCCAUCCUUCCAUGAACCAGUUACUGCUAUGAUUCCUCAUGUUCCUGAAAGAACAAAGGCAACACCGGCUCCAAGUGAAAAACAAUUCAUUCAUACCAAACCAAAAAACCUGAAAAACCAAGAGUGCCACACACCAAACCUGCAAUACAUCAAACAACCCCACAACCACUUAUUACAAAAUCUUCUACUACCACUGAGCAGUCAAGGGCAACAAUGGCUCCAAAAGAAACACUGCUCGUUCCUUCCAAACCCAAAACAUCUGUUGAGCCAGAAAUACCACAGACUAAACCUGUUCCCAAUGAAACAUACCAGAUUUCACCCAAACCUAAAACGGCUCUUGUAACUGAAAUUCCACGGUUACAUACAGCGGCAUAUAAAACACGUCUCACUUCUGCAAGACCAAAACCAUCUGAUAAAUCACAGACCAGACCUGCUCUUAGUAAAACUACACUAGCACCAGCUAGAACAAAAUCACCUGGCUUGCCAAAGUGGAUUGUGCCAACAACAGGUAGAGCUGUUUUUUUGUGUGCUUUGUUUGUUUGUUUGUUUUUAAGAUAUUAGCAAAAACACACGAAU
Messenger RNA from Anas platyrhynchos (mallard), 644 nucleotides. The record is from RefSeq and is a predicted model, not a curated record. NCBI's taxonomy places the organism in Eukaryota, Metazoa, Chordata, Aves, Anseriformes, Anatidae.